Lates calcarifer (barramundi perch) is the source of this 11791-nucleotide messenger RNA. RefSeq names its product kinesin family member 26Ba (gene kif26ba). Gene Ontology annotation, molecular function: microtubule motor activity; ATP binding; microtubule binding. NCBI's taxonomy places the organism in Eukaryota, Metazoa, Chordata, Actinopteri, Centropomidae. The record is from RefSeq and is a predicted model, not a curated record. The coding region runs from base 957 to 8105 and encodes 2382 amino acids. Gene Ontology annotation, biological process: microtubule-based movement. The transcript has 28 exons.
GUCCUCAAUACUACAGCCGUGGGAGUGUCCCUUAAAUUACUGUACAUAGGUGGCUCAGGUUCUAGGUUUAAUUUGAACAUGUCAUCCUAAUAACGACAUCCUAAAGUAAUGUGACAAAUCUCAGAAUAAAAAGUCUAGUUUUCUCACUUCAAACAGGCAGCAGUCCACCUGCCACUCAGCUGGAACCUCUGGAUGUGUAUUGGCCUGUGGUCGAUAAGGGGCAGGGAGGCCCCGCCCUCAUCCAGAUGUGCGCCUCUCUCCCAGUCUCAGUCCACUGCUGGCUUCAGCAGAGUGCGGAGCCUCGGGAAGUCAACAGGAGGGUACGGAUAGUAACACUUCUACUGUAAGCAACGAGGAUCUGAUUCCCUUUAGCUGUGGUCUGCACCCGCCAGAGCUGUACUCAGCCUAACCAGUUGUGACUUUGAGCCCAUGAGACCUGAGCGGUGCGUCGGAAUUUGCCCCCUUUUUUAAAGAAAUGAUUUGUUUGUUCAGUUUUACCUGGCCAGCCUCAGACCUAGAGCUGAUGGAGAGAGGCAGGGCUGAGUGCGAUGCCAGCCCGGAGCGCUGUUGAGCAGAGACCCCCAUUCAGCGCAGAGCAGACUCUACUGACAGGGAGCGGUCUGCCUUCACGCACGACCUGUGUGAAUCCUCAGUCCGGUUUUUACAAGUGAUUCUGGGGGUUCUCUUUACAAGCAACAAUCCGUGGAAAAAGAAAACAAAACCAUUCAGGAUUUUUUGUUUGUUUGUUUUUUGGCGACGGAAUGGGGAUGUAAACGGUUUCCACAUGCACUUGGAAGUGGCGUGAGGUUGCCUCCAGAUUGAGAAGAGCAAACUGCAGGGGCGUGUAGUUAAUUGAAAUCGAUCCGGUGGUCUCUUUUUGAAUGUGACGCAGCAGCAGAGGUUCUUUCUCCUUUCCUCUCCUCUCCUCCUCCUCCCCCUUUCUCUCACCUCCAACCAUGACUUCACUGUCGGGGACCAAGGAGAGGUCUGUGAGCAGCCGGAGCAGAAAAUAUGGGAUGCCUGACACUUCACCGACCAAAUCUGCCUCCUUCUUCCCCGACACAUGGUACCGAAAGGCCUAUGAGGAAACCACCCGCUCAGGCACACGCCCCACCCCUGAGGGUGCUGGCUCCAUGCCAAGCUCCACAGGCACCCCGUCCCCAGGCUCAGGAAUCUCUUCACCAGGGUCCUUCUCUGGAUCACCGGGGACCAUCUCUCCAGGGAUUGGGACAGGAUCACCUGGUUCUCUUGGUGGCUCCCCAGGUUUUGGUACUGGAUCGCCGGCCUCGGGCAGUGGAAGUUCACCUGGCAGUGAAAGAGGGAUAUGGUGUGAGAACUGCAAUGCCAGGCUGACAGAGCUCAAAAGACAAGCACUGAAACUGCUCAUCCCUGGACCUUACUCCAGCAAGGAUCCCUCCUUCUCUCUCCUCCUCCAUGAUAAGCUUCAGGUGCCUAACAGUUCCCGGCGGGCGUGGAAUGAGCGUGACAGCCGUUGUGAUGUCUGUGCCACUCACCUCACUCAGCUCAAACAGGAAGCUGUGCGCAUGGUCCUCACUCUUGACCAGUGGGAUUUGUCUCCCACCUCUUCCCCCUCUGCUCUAAUUGGACGAUAUGGAUCUCAAGGACCUCCGGGUCCAUUAGGAGCAUCUGGUCCCGGAUCAAGGGAAUGGCCUCCUCCUUUUCUCCCUUCCUCCGCCUCCUCCUCAGCUGCCGCUGCCACUUCACAUCCUCCUCACCAGUCGUCCCAGUCGCCCUCUCCAAGCCCAAGCCAGACCCCAACCCCCAGCCCAAGCCACGGACCAUCCAACUCCAGCCAUGGGAGCCCCUCAGUGGGGCAAACGUCCAGCUGUGCUCCAGCAAACCCACAAUCUCAAGGUCCAGGGCACAGACUGGGGUCUAAGCCCAGCUCUCUGGGGCUUGGAGGUGGGGUGGACAGAAGGAACGGGUCCCCCAGUUCAGGAAAAGUAGCUGGUGCCCAACAGCAGUCUGUGACUGGAGUAAACAGCCCCAGCAAUAAUGGUGGUAACAGCAGUAAUAAUGGGAGUGGAGCAGUACUGAGUACAGCAGCGCUGCAGGCCCAUCAGCACAUGAACCGAACUAAUGGAGGCGUCACACUCUAUCCGUACCAGAUCUCCCAGAUGAUCUCUGAGGCCUCCAGGGAAGAACUGUCUGAAGCUGCUCUCAACCGCUACAACACACACUCUCCUUCACACACAAAUUCACCAUCACAUACAAACUCGCCCUCUCACGCCCCAGCUGUAACCGCCACGGCACCGACCGCCACCUCCGCCGCUGCCUCUUUCUUUGCCAGAGCUGCACAAAAGUUGAACUUGGCGUCCAAGAAGAAGAAGCAGAAGACCGCCGCAGUCACAGCCCCAGUGACAUCAUCAUCAUCACCGUCAUGCGACCCCCCUCUGUUUCCCACCAAUUUCAGCUCUGCCCUGUUGAUGGCUCCUCCCCCUGCUCCACCCUGCCUUCUCCGCGCAGCCAAUAAGAUAAAAGAUACACCUGGGCUUGGAAAGGUGAAAGUGAUGGUGCGCGUGUGCCCAGUGUCUCAGUCGGAUGCAGCUGAGUCCAGCUCCUUCCUUAAAGUGGAUCCCAGGAAGAAGCAAAUCACCAUCAUGGACCCCUCAGCCAAUCAAACACCAAGCACUGCUUCCCAGAAAAGGGCAGCAGCCAAUCAGGUCCCUCCAAAGAUGUUCACGUUUGAUGCUGCGUUCCCUCCUGAUGCAUCACAGGCGGAGGUGUGUGCGGGAACGGUUGCCGAGGUGAUUCAGUCGGUGGUGAAUGGAGCAGAUGGCUGUGUCUUCUGCUUUGGACACUCCAAGCUGGGUAAAUCCUACACAAUGAUUGGCAGCGAUGACUCUCUUCAGACUCUGGGUAUAAUCCCCUGUGCUAUCUCCUGGUUGUUUAAACUCAUCAAUGAGAGAAAGGAGAAAACAGGAGCACGCUUCUCAGUUCGUGUCUCUGCAGUCGAGGUUUGGGGGAAGGAGGAGAACCUUAAGGACUUGCUGUCUGAAGUGGCUACAGGCAGCUUACAGGAUGGACAGUCACCUGGAGUGUAUCUAUGUGAGGACCCCAUCUGUGGCAUGCAGCUCCAGAACCAAUCUGAACUGCGCGCUCCAACCCCAGAGAAGGCAGCCUGGUUUCUGGAUGCUGCCAUAGCAGCUCGCCACAGCAGCCAGCGCCCCAACACCACCGAAGAAGAACACAGGAACUCACACAUGCUGUUUACUUUACACAUAUACCAGUAUCGCAUGGAAAAGACAGGAAAAGGAGGGAUGUCAGGAGGUCGCAGUCGCCUCCACCUGCUGGACCUGGGAAGCUGUGAUGUCAAAGUACUUGGAGGAGGAGGAGGAGGGGGAGGAGGAGGUGGGAAGAGCAAGGAAAACUCUUCACCCAGCGCGGCCCCACUGUGCCUUUCUUUAUCCGCCCUCGGCAACGUGAUCCUGGCCCUGGUCAAUGGGAGCAAACACAUCCCAUACAAGGACAGCAAGCUGACCAUGUUGCUAAGGGAGUCGCUAGGCAACAUGAACUGCCGGACCACCAUGAUUGCUCACAUCUCUGCCUCACCCAGAGAUUUCUCAGAAACCCUUUCUACCAUCCAGAUUGCUUCCCGCGUCCUCCGCAUGAAAAAGAAGAAAACUAAAGUCACCGUGCAAUACACCUCUAGCUCCUCUGGAGGAGAGAGUUCCUGUGAAGAGGGCCGCAUGCGUCGCCCGACCCAUCUACGUCCUUUCCAUCACCGCGGUGACACCGACUCUGACCUUCCAUUGCUGCGACUGUCCAGUGACCCCGACGAGUAUUCGAGUAGUGAACAGUCAUGUGACACGGUGAUCUAUGUGGGCCCAAAUGGGGCUGCUGUGUCAGACAGAGAGUUGACAGACAACGAGGGACCACCAGAAUUCGUACCAAUUAUUCCUGCUUUGCUUCGAGGAAAAACGUCAGAGCAGCAUCAGACACAAAGUCAAAGUCAGGCAGCUGGAGCCCAGAACAAGGUAAUUAAGGUGCAGUCUCAGGCAGAGGACCAACCCAGUGGCCCCUCUCAGCCUCUAGCCCAGCCCUCUCAGUCACUACUUGGGCAGCCUUUGGCCCCUGUGCCAGAGGAAGGAGCUGAGUGCCUGAAAUGCAACACCUUUGCUGAGCUGCAGGAGAGACUGGACUGCAUUGAUGGCAGCGAGGAGGUGGCAAAGUUUCCCUUUGAAGAGGUUCCAGCGAGCAAACAAGGUGCCAAACAAGAGUCGUGUCUGUCCUCAGCUGUCCCAACCUCAGCUCCUGCUGCUCCUUGUGGUGCUGCUGUGUUGGACACAGAAGCCAAAACAGGCCCUGAAAGUGCCAUAGGAGGUGCCACACAGUCCGGCUCAGCAGCAGCAGCCUCCAGGAGGAGGACCAAUGACCAGCAGCUGCAGGACAUCAAGGAGGUGGUGGAGGAGGCAGAGCUGGCACAGACAAUGAUCCACAGCCUGGCUCAGAGUUCUGGUUCCUCCAUAGUUACCAGUGCCAGGAGUGUGACGGGAAGCAGCAGCAUCACUUCUAACCCCCUGCACAGGGCCAAGGGCUCCCACCUACAUGACAGCCGCGAGAAUCUGAAUGUGGGCAGUAACGGUGAUGGGAAAGCACGGCCACUAGGAUCACCACGCCUUGGCAUCGCCAGCCUGACCAAAACCUCAGACUAUAGGCCUCCAUCCUCCCCAUCCCAGCGGUGUAAAGUGUACACCCAGAAGGGCGUGAUGCCGGCAACGCCCCCUCUGUCCUCCCACACUCUGGCUCAGGAUGGCCAGGCUACUGAAGCUCUGACCUCUGACAACAGUUUGGCUGCAGACAGUGGCCGUUCCUCCACAGAGUCCCUGCUGUCCAGGACUUCUCCUGUGGGCAUGAGCCCACAAGUCCGAGAGCCAACUCCAUCUCUGUCUGCCAGCUUGGGCUCAGCUGAGACACUCUGUGAUGAUGAUGUCCCACCGAUUCCCAUGGACAUGCACAAGGAUGCCUCAGGACUGGCAGUAUCUGUAGGAUUAGUUGGACCUCUCUCGCUUGGGGAGAAUGAACUGCUGCACACAGUGGCUCCCGGAGGCGAGGAGGACCUUGAUAUUUCCGCUCUCAUGGAGACUCGGGGCCUGAUCUGUCGUCCGACAAGCAUCAUCAGCUUCAACAGCCAAUGUGGUUCUGUCACCGCCCUCCCUUCAGGCUCUCAACCCAUCACUGUCAUCAGUGGUGCAGUUGAGGAUGGAGCUGUGGAGGAUUAUUACAUGCCUGCAGGUCUGCCAGCAACCCCUGGGGUUACAGAGGUUGUUGCCAUGGCAGAGGUGGCAAUGGCCAAGCUGCGGAUAGAAGGUGAAGCCUUAGCGGUGAUGUCUAACUGUGGUUCACCCAUCUCUUCCUGGAUGAGUGAUCUGAGCAUGGGCAGUGAAGCUGACCAGUCUCUCCACAGCUUCAGCCAGUCCCAGAGCCAGCAAGGGGAGGCCUUAGCUGAUCCCGAACCCAACCAAAGCUUUGGAGUCGAUUCUGAAAGCUGUGGCAGCCUGAGAAGAGGGAGCCUGGAAGGAGAGGUGGUGUUGCAAGAGAACGGGAGUGAUAAAGGAACCCCAACCAAAGACAGGCUGAGGAAACUGCCUCCCUCCAUGGCUAAAACUAACAUUCAAAUUCUGGCAGGACCUGGUAACCUCUCCCCUUUCAAGACUACAAUAAGCAUUCACCCAUGUGUGGCUGUUAAACCCGUGGUGAUCCAGGAACCAAACAUCGUCUCCUCACCCACCAAGACUGGCUUAAUGAAAGAUACAGGCAAACUGAAUGCACCACUUUUAGCCUCUCUUUCCAGUGAGAUGAGGUUUGAAGACCCCUGGUUGAAGCGUGGCAUGGAGGAAGGGAGGUCGAGGGAGUUUGCGUGUGAAGCAAAGCCAGAGAAAAGAGAGCUAGACUAUUCAAAGACUCACACUGGAGCUGGGACUGGAGACCACCGGAGCCUCUGCAGGGAUGGUGUGGAUCAUGGCAGCUCCAGUUCAGGUGGUGAGGUUGUGUCAUCUCCAGAUUCCUUUAAGAGGGUCGUGGAUGGUUGUGAGAUGGUCACUGUUGUUGCCCAGGGAGAGUGUCUGAUGAGUAUGUACAGUCCAGAUAUCCACCGUACUGCCAGUCUUCCCCGAGGCUGGCACCGUCUUAACCGACACGACGGCUUAGAUAAUGGAAUCGAGUACCGCAAUCUUGGCGUCACCACUUCAACUCCCUGCAGUCCACGCGCUACACUUGACCGCCGGGGAUCAACUGGAAAACAGAGCUUUUUCUCACACAAAAAGGGGGGGAUCCCACCUCUGCCACCGGUACGGAAGUCCAGCCUUGACCAGCGCAACAGGGCAGCCAGCCCUCUCCACCAAUCCAGUCAUGGAGUCUCCCUGAUGGGCAGCUCAGCAGACGAUGCAGGAAUGUCUGGAUGCGGCCCCGUAGGUGUCACCAGACAACGAGGCUCCAGCAUAGACAGCAGUAGACUUUUCAGCGCCAAGCUGGAGCAGCUUGCAAACAGAACCAACUCUCUGGGUCGGGCACACAGCUCCCACGGUGGCUCCCAUCACUAUGACUGCUUCUCCCUGGAGAGAGGGGAGACCCUGAGAGGGGGAGGAGGAGUGAGGGGGGACAGCACCAUGCCUCGUACUGGGCGCAGUCUGACCCGUGCUGGAUCACUGUCUUCUCCUACUGCAAACACGACCAGCCCAAGUUUCAGUGGUAGUCCUGGUCCGAGCAGCGCUCCACAGUCACCAGCCAAAACCAGCAGCCAGUCAAAGAUCUCAGCAGUCAGUAAGCUGCUGAUGACCAGCAGUCCCAAAGCCAGGAGUCUGUCUGCCUCUAGCACCAAGACUCUGAGUUUCUCUACCAAGUCUUUAAGCCAAACUGCAAGCCGCAGUUCCAGCCUUCCUCCUAAUGGAAAACCCCAGAGCUCAGUCCAGGGCCCUCUGCAGCAGCAGGGACCUUCCCCUGGAUCCUGGUCUACCCAGUCUCUGAGCCGCAGUCGAGGGGGAAGCCUGGCAGCCAAGCUGCCUCUACGGGCUGUCAACGGUCGAAUCUCGGAGCUCCUCCAGGGAAGUGCAGGCUCCCGUUCCAGGAGUCAUGCCCAAGGAGGAGGUGCAGAUCCUGGGGAGGAAAGAGGAGCUGGUGGGGCAAGUGGAGCAGGAGCAGGAGCAGGAGCAGGAGCUGGAGCAGGAGCUGGAGCUGGAGGUGGCGGGGGUGGCCUGGGAGAGGAGAGAGCAGCAGUGGUCCAAACACUACCUUCUCCCUACAGCAAGAUCACAGCUCCCAGAAAACCACACCGAUGCAGCAGUGGCCAUGCCAGUGACAACAGCAGUGUACUGAGUGGCGAGCUCCCCCCUGCAAUGGGGAAGACAGCCCUGUUUUACCACAGCGGAGGCAGUAGUGGCUACGAGAGCAUGCUGAGAGACAGCAGCGAGAACACAGGAAGUACCUCCUCUGCUCAGGACUCUCUUAGUGAACACAGCACAGCCACCACCUCCUCCAGACGGAGCUCCAAGAGCAGCAAGAAGAGCAGGAGCAACACAGGCCUCCAGCGUCGUCGUCUGAUCCCAGCACUGACCCUGGACUCUUCCUCCUCCUCACCCUCUCACCGCUCCUCCAAACAGGCCAUCACUUCCUCCUCUUCCUCCUCCUCCAGUCCAGGUGCCUGCUGGGUAGAUGGCCCACUGGGUCCCCCGGCCCCCUCAAACCUCCGAGGUGCAACUUCGACAACAGAAACCUUUGAGAUCAAGGUGUACGAGAUAGAUGACGUCGAGCGACUGCAGAAGAGGAGAGACAAAGGAGGGAGCAAGGAGGUGGUGUACGUCAGUGCCAAGCUUCGCCUGUUGGAGCACCGCCAGCAGCGAAUCAGCGAGGUCAGAGCUAAGUACCAGUGUCUGAAGAAAGAACUGGAACAAACCAAACAGUACCUGAUGCUGGAGCCACACAAAUGGACCACUGAGUUUGAGCUACAGCAGGUCUAUGAAGUGGACUCACUGGAGUAUUUGGAAGCUCUGGAGACAGUGACAGACAAACUGGAGACCAGAGUCAACUUCUGCAAAGCCCAUCUCAUGAUGAUCACUUGCUUCGAUGUGUCCUCAAGACAUCGGUAGACGGAGGGAGGGAAGGAAAGCAGGACGACGGAGAGGUAGACACACAGCUGAACUCUAUUAGAUAUUGACUAAUCAAACACUUUUAGAAAAUAUCUCUUAAAUAAAUACAUCUCAUCGGAUGACUGGAUAGAUGGGAGGAGGCUACAGGGAUGAACUGUCCACUUGAUUAAUCAUGUCAGUCAUUCUUAUGCCUCCAUAUGUAAGUCGGCAGAAGGCCAGAUGGAGGGUUAAAAGGAGCAGAGAUAUAUAGAGAUAUCUAACAGGCCAACAGACAGACGAGCUUGUGGAUUUUUGCACUGGGGGCUUGUAAACAACCUCAGAAACAGCCACUGAACAGCAUCUACUGGACAGGCUUCUUUGAAUCAGAUAAAUAUGGCUGCCCAGAGGGGGCAGACAGAUGGUUGCGGGUCUGAAAGGAAACAUCAAAACGUGAUCAAGUGACCACAUUUUCCCAGAGAACUGAAUAAUUGGACCGCUGAGAAACCUCUUAGACCCAGUCGAACAUUUAGGAAUGUAUGGAGAGGAGAGGAGGGGAGAGAGGAACAAAAGCUGCCAUUUUUUAAAAAACAGAGAUGGAUGAGAGAGAGGUGAAGGAGAAGAGAAGAAUAAUUUCUCAUCUCCCAACAUUUUGGAGGAGCACUUUUUAGAGUACACGCAGCUGAGAGCCAUUGCCUGUAAAUACAGAGUGCUGACUACAGAAUGGCCUGGUAUUGUUGUGCAGUUGAUGAAAGAGACUGACCAAGAGAGAGACAGGAAGACAAAGAAAAUGAUUUAGAUAAGUGCCUUGUGAACAUUCAACGAUACCAAGACCAGUUCUCUUUCUCUCUGAAUUUGUGUACAUGCAGUAAAUAUGGUGCUAGCAUAGAAGAAAAACCACAAAAGACCAGUGUCCUUGGAAAAUCUUAUAGCCAUUAUUAAAUGUGAUGUUUUACUGUGGGUCAGUGUUUCACUAUCUUAUAAGCAAACUAAUACUGUAUGUUUGUUUGGUCCACUGAUGAGAGGUGAGACUAAAUUUAAACUGUUUGGAUCCCUAAUGAAAAAAAAAAAUUUCAAAGAAAACCUACAGAACACGAAGACCAACAAGUCCUUGUCAACACAACAAAACUGUUACAAGGACCAAAAACUGAAUUUAAAAAGCAUACAUGAUUUUUCCAGGACACAGAGUAAUGUGUGUUUAAACAUAGAAAAAAAAGAAAAAAAGAAAAACAUUAAAGCUUGUGGUGGUGUUUUUUCCUUGACUCACAAACACAAUACAUCUGAAUUUUGACCCUCUGGGGCAUACGUACCAUAUAUUCCCCCCCGAUACAGUGAUGGCUUUUUCAUGUUCACAAAGCAAUGACACGUCUGAGUCACACAGGAAUGGAAAUGAAAAAUGCUUUUCUCUGACCCGGUGUUAAGUACAUCCAUUGACUGACUGACUGACUGUCUGAGUGACAGGCGGACUGUCUGUUAUUUGUAUCUGUGUUGUUCUGCUCUAUUCUAAAAGAAACUGAAUGAUUCGUCAAUGUGUGUGUUUUAUAAUAAGGUAUCCUUUUUUAUUUGAGUGCAAUGGGACCAUGUAGAGACUAUGUAUGAGAGUAGGAUAAUGGAAAUAGGUAUAAAGAGAUAUUUAAGAGGAAAUUAUGAGGAAGCAACAGGUGCAGGAAAAGCCCAUUGAUAUUCAGUGUUACAAUGACAUUUCUUUAAGGCCUGUAUCACUGGAACAAAGUAGUGAAAUUAGACUAGAAACACUUCCUUGAGACUACAAUUCUUGUUAGAAAUGACCCACUUUAAGAGUUCCAGUACUGUAUACAGACAUUGUAAAGGCACAACUAAAAAUAUAUCUAAAGGAAUGAAAUUAAAGAAAGAAAAGGAUUACGACCAAAUUAAGAGGCAUAGAUCUCUGCCUGGUUCCAUUUUUUUGGACAGAUAGCAACACUUAAAAUUUGUUAAUAUUAUUAUCUAUGGUGCUUGAGAUGUUAAUGAUCUAAAUGUUUGUACAAAUAUAAAUAUAUGAAAGAGCCUGUUUUUCCCUCUGAAAUACAGAACAAUACCCUUCAAAUGCUUCUUCUACAUCGCAGUCUAUUGUUGUCAACAUCCACCACCCUCUCCCUCUGAAUGCCCUUUGCCCGGGAAAGCAGAGAGCAUCCUGGGAGAUCCUGUUUGUAGUCUGAGAGGUAAAAGAGGGAACAGACUUCACAGGAGAGGAAACGCUGCGACGUCAGUAUGAUUUGUCAAAAGCUUCGUAGUGCUAAAUUUAUCUUUAUCUUAACACAACAAGUUCAGUUUUGAUUUUCCCACUGGUCUGACACAAAAACAGGAAAUAUCACUGAUUAUUUAAGGUUUUGAUCUUCUCGUGCCUGAAUAAAGAUGUAACAUUAAUUUCAUGCGGUGCACACCUGCAGUGACGGCCAUGAGAUAAUCUAGUGGGAAAUUAUCCCAGUAACUAAGAUGCUUUUACAGACUGGACCCACAAAGUGUUUGAAGUACUCCUGUGACAUCUCCACUUGUUCCCUUUUUUAUCUUCCAGUUCACUGUACAAGUCAUGAAUGAUUUUUUUUAUUUAUUCGAGCUCAGGAGAGCAGAGUCACCUAUAAAUGUUCUUAUUUAUUUUCACCUUAUGAUCUUAAAAAGUUACUAUGCAUUUAAGAAAAAGAAAAAUAACUGUACAUACCUUGCUGAGCCCAUGUCAUAUAUAAAUAUAUAUACUGUACACAUAUCAUAUAUGCACUCAUCUUUAUUUUAUAUAUUUUGUGUUGAUUUCAUUUGCUCCUGCUGUUCCUCUUGGGGAUUUUAAUGGGUUUGGGUUUCCUAAAACUUCCACGUCCGGGGAAAUUACAUGUUUCCAGCACAACAAGAAUUUCCAUCUAUUAAACAUUGAGCAGAACUUCAAAAUUAGGGUUAAUUUUUUACAUGUGAAGAAGAAAAUGUUUUAGCAUGAAAACAGCUGUGUUGUUUUAAGUGAAAUGCCAGUAUGUUUUACAGUAGUAACUACAGCCUUGUGUAAUUAGCGGCGGAUGUUUUGGGAACCCCAACCUCUGGGUGAGCUAAAUGGCCUGUACUUGUUUCCAGUUAUAAAAUGCUAUGUGUGAGGUUUCUUCUUCGAUGUGUCACUGCCAAAUGUACUAUGGUAGCGCUUUAUAAUUCUAGCAAUAACUGUUUUGGACUCUCAAAGGCAACCAUGUUAAAAGAGAUGCACUCAAAAAUAUUCAUGGUAUGUCAGGGUGUAAGAAAAAAAAAACUUAAACAAACAAACAAAUAAAACACACAGUCUACAAUGAACAAAUUGAUGUAUGUGCUGGUGGAUGUUUUGCAGGGACAUUCAAGAAUUAUAAUGUGUUAUCUGGAAAUCUGACACAUAGCAUCUUUUUAAGAGUACUGUGUGUUAAAGUCUGGGUCAGACCACAUUUCUCAAAAACAGACUCCAUCAGUAGCAGUAAGAGACACUUUUACUUCUGCUCAGUUAAUGGGAAAUCUCUACAGAGCUGAUUAAAACCAGUUUGUCUGUGUCUCCCAGGUUUACGACACAUGAUCAGUGCAAAUUAGCCAAUAUGGAAGUUACGAGAUUCUGGUGUCAUUGUGUGUGUGUUGAUUCAUGACUGUUCACUGUCCUCUGCAGAUUUACUGUUUUUUGAGAAAUGUGGUCUGAUAUGUUGUGCUGACGGAAGAACAAGAUGGAGGGAUGUAAAUAAAGGAAUGUAUUGAAA